UCCUCUCUUCUACUACUACAAAUCAUGGCUAUAAAAAAAUCAAACACGAGUCCUCAAACAGCAGCUCUAAAGCAAAUUCUUAAAAGAUGUUCAAACUUUGGUAAGAAGAAUGGGUUUGAUCCUCAUCAUCAUCAGCAAGAUCUUCCUUAUGAUGUACCGAAAGGUCAUUUUGCGGUGUACGUGGGUGAAAAUAGAAGCCGACAAAUUAUUCCGUUAUCAUGGCUAGAUCAUCCUGAGUUUCAGAAUUUGCUUCAGAGGGCUGAAGAAGAGUAUGGAUUUAAACAUGAUUUGCAGGGUCUUGCUAUUCCAUGUGAAUAAGUUUUUUUUCACUCUUUAGCAGUACUCAUAAGAUGAAAAUGAAAUUACUGUAUAUAUUUUCAAUUCUUGUAAACCUAAGUACAGCUCAGUACUCACCAUUGUUUAAAGUAGUCAUCAUAUAGGGUCAAUUCUUUUUUUUUUUCAAAGGGUUGAUAAUAAUGAGAAGCUCUCUUGGGCUUUGUAAUUUAAAUUAUGGAUUCGAAUUCAAAUUCUUUAAUGUUCAGGCA
Mercurialis annua (annual mercury) is the source of this 545-nucleotide messenger RNA. RefSeq names its product protein SMALL AUXIN UP-REGULATED RNA 16-like. The transcript has a single exon. The record is from RefSeq and is a predicted model, not a curated record. Lineage: Eukaryota; Viridiplantae; Streptophyta; Magnoliopsida; Malpighiales; Euphorbiaceae. Gene Ontology annotation, biological process: response to auxin. Bases 25 to 318 code for a protein of 97 amino acids.